Messenger RNA from Aspergillus eucalypticola CBS 122712, 1773 nucleotides. RefSeq lists its product as uncharacterized. Bases 1 to 1773 code for a protein of 590 amino acids. The record is from RefSeq and is a predicted model, not a curated record. The transcript is spliced from 4 exons. Lineage: Eukaryota; Fungi; Ascomycota; Eurotiomycetes; Eurotiales; Aspergillaceae.
AUGGCCGCCAACUCGUUGGAUUUGCCGUUGGCAAACGUGCCAUCCGCUAUUACUUGCGCUGCAGCUUGUCCCAGAUUUUCUAACGUCCCACAAGUUCGCAUCAUGGCUUCAGGCAAGUGCACCUUCGUUUUUACAACCGGCCAGCUAAAAUUUCAUUGCCCGUGCGAGAAAGGGGAAUUCCACUUGGGUUCGAUGGUCGACCCCAACGAGGAGUGUAAGCUAUGUGAUCACCAACUUCAAUUGCAUCAAGAUGCUGUUCCAUUCAAGCCUUCAUCUAUCUACGGUUUCCAGCCACAAGGUCCGCCCCAUCUUCCCACAGUUUUCAAAGCUGUAGCUUCAGUGAUAAUUGAUGAAGACGUAAAGGACACCGGACUCUGCCGAAUAGCGGACGAUGUAACUGUUUCCCCAAGGCAACACACAGUAGCUGAAUUGAUCAAGCUCAUCGAUGCCUACCCCGUCGUCCACGUCAGAGGAACCCCAGCCAGUGGGAAAACAACGCUGGCGCGGUUACUUCGCGAUAGUUUGCAAGAUCAGGGACGCAUCGUCCCAUUCGUCCACACUUGGAAGCAAAAUCUUGAUGAACUUGACUCAGAGCCUUGGGUGGCACUUGCUAUGGCGCUCAAGCAACGACUUCCACCCGUUCAUAUCCCAAACCUCAUGAGCAACGAGGUUGUUAUGAUUGUGGACGAAGCGCAAAUGUCAUACGAUGAUGAUUACCUGUGGAACUUUAUAAUCAAGUCAUUGAUAGACAAGCCUGAUAGAUAUAAACUCCGAGUUUGUCUCUUCUGCUGCUAUGGAAGUCCAUCGAUGGGUCUGGAGCCGCCUCAGGGUUCCAAAUUCUUUACUCCAGUCACUAUUCCCGAAACACAACGCAUAACGCUCACACCCCAGUUGUGUAGUGAAUCACCGAAGAUUGGCCUCUCUUAUACUGAAUCAGAGUUCAAUGACGUCCUUUGCCGUAUAGUUCGAUACGAAUUCUCCAAUCUGGUUGUUACAAUUGAUGAGGAAGCUAAGAGAUAUGUGUUCUCGCUUACGAACGGGCAUCCCGGAGGCGUAACGGCGAUGAUACGGUUCAUCUGCGAGACCUAUCGCACCGACAUGAAACAUGACAGGACGUUUGUGAUAUCCCAGCAGCAUGUUCUCAACAUCCUUGACGGUAAUGAGGACUCUGCUUUUGAAUUCCUGGUGAAAUGCGGUGUCGCUCGCUCUUUCCCACGACCAAUAGACCUUAAAAGUCCAGUCUAUGAAAUAUUUUGCGAGAUUGCGGAGAAAGGACACAUUGAUUGGGAGCAGAGACCAGGGUUGGAGGUCUGCUACGUGAGAGGCUGGAUCCACAGGGUACUUGCGGGUCUCACAGCGAACCUGGAAGAAUAUGAAAUUGCUGUUCUGCCAUCCCGGCUGCAUGAGAAGUGGAUUCAGUACCUCAUUGGUCGAGACAAAAGACCCUUGCCGACGCGCUUCACAUACUUGACUCAGCUGUGUAUGGAGAUUCUACCUGAGUUUUCGAGGAUGAACUUGAAACAUUCCACUACCAGCAAGAUCCUGUCAACUGCAGCACAACCGAGAUUCGUUGAAGCACAGUAUCAAGAUGAGUUCUAUAGGUCGUUUUGUAAGCUGGCAGGGCGAGGGGUUCCAAUAUCUACUGAGUGGGCCAGGACGAAUUCUGGAAGAGUUGAUUUUUUCAUACCUGAGAAGAAGUGGGCAGUAGAGCUAUUGAGAGCAUAUGAUAGAGUCGAUGACCAUAUCAGGAGAUUUCAAAAGGGCGGGCAGUAA